Messenger RNA from Prosopis cineraria, 612 nucleotides. RefSeq names its product defensin-like protein. The transcript is spliced from 2 exons. The record is from RefSeq and is a predicted model, not a curated record. Gene Ontology annotation, biological process: defense response. Bases 5 to 370 code for a protein of 121 amino acids. NCBI's taxonomy places the organism in Eukaryota, Viridiplantae, Streptophyta, Magnoliopsida, Fabales, Fabaceae.
AUGUAUGUGGCUCCGCCACUGCACCCGGCCAUCGCGACUCCGCUAUUUAAGACCACUGGCACCGCCCUGCUUCAUCAGUCUUCGUCUUUUUCAUACCCUUGAUUGCUCACCUUGUUCGUAUUCUCAGAUAUACAUGGCGAGGUCUGGGCGUCUGGUUUCCACCAUUUUCGUCCUCCUUCUCCUUCUCGUGGCCACUGAGAUGGGGCCGACAAUGGUGGCAGAAGCAAGGACUUGCGAGUCCCAGAGCCACCGCUUCCAGGGGACGUGUGUGAGCAAAUCUAACUGCGCCAACGUUUGCCGGACCGAGGGAUUCCCCGGAUGGCACUGCCGUGGCUUCCGUCGCCGCUGCUUCUGCAUCAAGCCCUGUUAAAGACUACAGGCCCUCUAUGGAGGUUGAGGAGGGAGUGAUAGAUCCAUCACUUUUUAUCCUCUCAAGUUGUGCCGUGUUCGAGAAGUAAUGUUACGUUGCGAGUGUUUCUGUAAUGCUUUAUUAAUUCCUUUGUCUUCUCCUUAAUUUCUCAGUGUUGGAGGAUAUGAUCUUCUGGGGUUAAGUGAAGAAUGGCUUGUGUUGUGAAAGUGAUAACGAUCAAUAAACAGACUCUUUUUUUAAUA